AUGAAGACAAGCUUCCUCAUUUUGUUCUUCUUUUGCAUUUGUUUGUUGGUUGGUCAUGGCCAAGUCGAUGCCAUAUCAAUUGCACCCCGACGAAAAACACUCGGUGCAAAACAACCAAAUUUCAAUGUAUCACCAAACAGCUGUGGUGGCGGUGGCGGUGGCGGUAACCAAUGUUCUCAACUUGCUCAAAGGUGCUUUAAUGCCGGUAACAUUUUCUUUCAUUGGCGUGCAGUCGAGAAUGGACCUGUUCAAUUUACUUUCACAUUUGCUGAUGAUUGUUGCAAGGCAGCUUCACAAAUUGGCAAUUAUUGUGCCCGUGAUGGAUUUUACAAAAUAAUUACCAAAGCAUGCACAGGUAAUAACGGUGGUGGUAACGACCACAGUGGCCAUACCAACCACAACGGCAACGGCAACGGCAACCCCGGAAACAACCGUCCAAAAGGUUUUCUUGGUACCAAUGGUAGUCCCCAAUGUUCCCCAAUCGUUCAAAAGUGUAUGUAUGGGAGUAGUCAUUUUUCGUUCAGCUUUCAUUCCGGCUCCGAUGGAGUUCCACAUUACGUAUACGAUUUUGCCCCCGAUUGUUGCAGUCCAGCUUUACAAAUCACUGGUGAUUGUGCCCAAGAUGCAGAUGUCACUAUCAUCACCGGAACGUGCAGAGGAUGA
Ilex paraguariensis (yerba mate) is the source of this 663-nucleotide messenger RNA. The record is from the annotation of a GenBank genome assembly. Lineage: Eukaryota; Viridiplantae; Streptophyta; Magnoliopsida; Aquifoliales; Aquifoliaceae.